This is a messenger RNA of Ectocarpus siliculosus, 3936 nucleotides long. NCBI's taxonomy places the organism in Eukaryota, Phaeophyceae, Ectocarpales, Ectocarpaceae. The record is from the annotation of a GenBank genome assembly.
AUGGUGUCGGUGUCGCGGCCCGGCACCGCCGUGUUCUACUUGGCGGCGGUGACGGUGGGGACAGCGGCGAACCAGGGCGGCCCAGAGUUGAAUUUUCGUCAACAUGAGCACCAGCCGCCAGCCUCGCCGAUGCUGCCCCCCUUCCUCGAGGGUCAACCGGAGCGUUGGCAGGCACGCUUCUACGGCCCAGACGUACGCGUGGCGCCUCACACCGCUGCCGGGCCGGGGCUCCGCUCGGCGUCCACCGGGGUCCCGGCGUCCUUCACCAUCCGAUUGGCCGGCGUCGACGCCAGUGGGGCUCGGCCGGAGCAGCAGGGGGAGAAGAACCCCGACUGGGAUUACAACGUGGACAAAAAGCGGUUCAUUUACGUCUGGGUGGCGAGCGAGGACAACGUUUUCGUCGCCGGGGUGCGGAACAACGGCAACGGGACUCUCACCGCCGCCUACGAGAGUUCCUUCCCGGGGGACUACCUCGUCCACGUCGAAGACGUUAACCUGAAGGUCCAAGACCACUUUGGGCGGGGCAGGCCGAUCAUCGGAAGCCCGUUCUCCCUGACCGUUUCGGGAGACCCUGCGGUGGACGUGGACGCCCUCCCGGUCUGCGGCGGAGAAGGCGAGGAGGAAGACUUGGCUUCGUCCUACUGGCGCACGGGCUCGUGGGUCUCUUCGAACAUCGCGGCCCGGAACCACGGCGUCCUGCGGGACGGGUGGGUGUUCCAGCCCAAGACGUGCGUCUACGAGGCGUUCUCCUACGACGACCUCAUGCUCCUGGCCGGCCUGGACGAGCCCGCGUGGCUUCUCGCCCUGGGGAACUCCAUCCUGCGAGGCAUCUUCCUGACGAUCUUGGACAUGGCUCUCGCCCAGGGACAGAAAGACGAGUUUUCCACCAGCGUCGUGAAGAAGUGUUGGGGGUUCAUCGACAUCCGUAUCGGCAACCUCCGGAUUAGCUACCAGGACCUCCGGCUGUACACCGUAUCCUCGGUAGAUGAUGCCACUGUUUGCAACGACGAGAAGCUCGCCAGCGGCAGCACCGCGGCGUACGUGAGCUCCGCCGAGCUGUUCCUGCAAGACACAAUCUUCCGUGAAAACAAGCCCUGGCCGUCCGUGAUCUGGGCCCCGUCCAACAUGAUAGACUCGGACGAGGCCCCAAACUUGCAAAUCAGCGUGCUAAUGGACGCGCUUCCUUCGAGCUGGAGAGGGACCCUCGUCAUGUUGGACCAGCUUUACGGAUAUGGCUACGGCUGGAACACGGGAAACCCUACCCUGGCAACUCUGAGCGGGGUCAAGCCUGUAAACGAGUUCAGCCCCGCAACGAGAGAUAGCGGGCUCGAGAGGAUGGAGCGAUACCGGCAGCGAGACCCCCGUGUGACCUUCAUGAGCGCGUUCCCUAUGUACCAGGGGAGACUUUUCGAGAACGAGGAGUCCCGGAUCGGAGAGCGCUGCUACGGGUGCAGCAUCCAUUACCACUACGUUUCGGACGACCCUAACAGCCCGGAAGCGUACGGUGGGGCCAAGAUGGUCCACUCCGCCGUCACCGAAAUGCUCGCAAACGUUUUGAUAACAAGAGCUGUCGGUACCAAGGCUGCUCUGCGCGAGAGAGCAGGCACUCAUUCAUCGGAUGUCACCUCCACGGCGGAAGAGCGACAGGCAGACACAAGAACUUUCGAGCUGUGCACGGACUGCCCGGCCACCCUCAUCCCGCUGCACGUCAAGCCGUCGCCGCUGCUCAAGUGCGACACCGUGUCCGCCCUCCCGGGGAACGCGACGGUGGGCAAGGCGUGGGACGACGAGCGCUGCCCGGACUGGUGCAUGGCCAGGGAGCCAGACCGGCAGGCGUCGAAAGGGACGGGCCUCGUCGACGUCCGGGUCUGCGAGACGACAAGCACAGGAAAGGACCACGGUUGAUGCCCCUGCUGGUGUGGAAUCGUUUCUAGCGCUUGCGUGGCCACGGGGGACCGGAUGGAAGCCUCACCGGUCUCGUACACGCCCGGGUUAGUGAAACGUCCGCGCAGGGGAUCAGGCCUCUGCCUUGUGGGAAUUCGGAAUUUGCCGGAGUGCUGCAUGGCCAUGGGAUUCGGUGGGGAAUGAAUCGGUCUUGUUGAGGAAUCCGGGUUUCUGCUGGAUUACGACCGCGGCAGAGUUGAUAACGAACAAUUUCUAGCAAUGUGGAACCAACGGGGCUGGCGCCGUACAUGGUCUCGGGAACCGAUGGGAGGAAGCUUACGGUUCUCGUUGGAAGUCCGGGCCCGCGGGACACAAACACCGCGGUUGGUCGGCCACAAUGUUCUGGAAACCAACCGCUGCCACGAAUUUCCUUCUUUCGCGAUGGCGAAACUUUCGGGGCUUGGAGCAAGGCCUCCGGCAAUCGCUGGAGAUAGGGUGCGAUAUUCUCUUUGACAGAUUCUCGGGCUCCAGGGAGGCGUAGAAGCAACACGAGAGGGAAUGGGUCUAGCAAGCUUCGAGGCAUGCGGGGCAGUCGAGCCAGCAGCGGGAUUGACCAGAGUCUUGUGGGCCAAUCGCCGUGUGAUGCGGUUCGACUGCGUGGCAGGAAACUCGAAGAGGUUGGCAAGGUUCCUGCUGCAGUAGCAGCGUUUGUAUCUCAAGAGGAGGUACUCAUAUCGCGAUUUCAGGCGGAAAAGUCGAGUCAAUCAAAAGCAUCAUUCGUUCAAUACAUUUUUUUUUGCCGGGGCCCGUGAUAAAUUCGAUAUUGUUUUCCGCGUUGUCUCCAAGCCACGAAGUGUCGACGAGGAUCUUCAGCUUCAUCGGCCGUGUUCGAGCAAGUGCCGAACCGACUUCAAAGAAGAGAGGGCAGACGUUCGUCGAUUGACUGGCCGACAGAUUUGUUUAGCGGCACAGGCGGGUUCCGUGACCGCCUUGUUUCCUUCACCAUGCUGAGCCUCAGGGUGUUUAGAGUGUGAUAUGUGGUUGUCGUUGUUGUUUUGUUGCUGUUUUCAUGUCCGUCUUUGGGGUGUUGUGGCUCUGGUGGAGCAAUAUACAGUACACCCGGAGAGAAUUAGGCAAUAUUUUUUUCCCGGGUGUAGGGUGGUUGGGAAGGAACACACUCCGUAUAGUAUAUAUGCACCCAUUACUAGUACAGUGGGCAGUCAGGGUGCGCAAUCAGCUUGUUGAGGGCGGUAGUUGCCCUGAGGUGAUGUUGGACGUGGCGUGUGUUAUGCUGUACCCCCCCCCCCCCUCCCAGUGCUGGGACGCGCACUCUGGCUCUUGCCACGGAUGCUGCUCCUUGAAAAAUUAUUUUUUUAUCUUUGGAUGGACGCGCACAGUUGGCUCUUGUCAUUGAUGCUGCUCUUUGAAAAGUUGUUACUCUUUGGAAUGGUGAGAAACGUGAACAAGUCCGUUGUUGGUGACUGUGUAUUUUCUCUCCGGUUGAAAUUUGCUGUGCACUCUUUUUAACUUGUUUAUCGUUUUCACGUGUGCGCUGCAUCACUUGUAGUAGUAGAUGUGUGUCGAUUUUGUAUUGUUUGGCUGUGAACCCUUGACGCGAAUGGGAUAAUACGAAAGCAUGUACCCGUCGGUUGCCGAUUGUAAAAGUAUGCUUGGACGUUCUGGAUCCGUUUUCGGUUUGGUUGGCGGAGAUAUACAACGUCCAUUGGUCUUUUCGUUCUUUGUUGCUGUUGGGAUGUAUAGUGGCGCGCUGGCGCAUGAGUGAGUGAGUGUGAUCCAAAGUGAGUUUGACUACUUUUGUCGUGCCGCAGAGAUGAUCGCUCGCUGCGUUUGGUUGUGGUUUUCGUUUGUGUCAUCGUGAAGACUCGAUCCGUGCAGCACAGCAGUGAAAUGUCUGUGGGGCCUCUCUGGGUUACGCGUUUCGCAGACAGGAAUCCUUCCUUUGGGCGAAGCUGUAGGGGGGGAACGCCAUUUCGUCUGGUAUUUCUCGUGGAGGCGGAGAAGCCAGCGCAAAGAAAGGACUAGUCACAAAUC